GAUUGACAGAUGAGAAAACAUACAAGUCACCCAGCGUAUAAAAGAGCAGCACACUGCGGUCCGGGACGCUGACUGAAAGAAGAGAAACUCUUCACAGAUCAUAAAACACAAUUUAUAUUAUUCAGAGUUUGAGAAAUCAAAGGCCUCAAUGUGCAAAGGUCUUUCCUCGCUGCCUUCAUCAUGUCUGGAGAAGGCAAAAGGAAUGAGGGUGAAGUUAACUCACAUGGCUGAGACGCACCACAAGAACAGGAUUCAGGAUGCAAAAAUCAUCCAGGACUUGGAAACUCUGUUAAGCAGCAAAAGCGCUGUGCAGGCCUUUCGCUGCUUCCUGUGCUCGGAGUUCAGCGAGGAGAACCUGGCCUUCUGGCUGGCCUGUGAGGACUACAGAGUCUCUCCAUCAGCUCUGCACAAGGCCAAGGCCAGCAGCAUCUACAGCCAGUUCAUCGUGCCCGAGGCGCCGCAGGAGGUGAACCUGGAUGCUGAGACGCGCGACGCCCUGCUGAGCGGGAUGGACUCUCCGUCCGGGGACACGUUCAACGAGGCCCAGCAGAGGAUCUACACCCUGAUGGCCAAGGACUCCUUCCCCCGCUUCCUGCGCUCCCACCACUGCGCGCAGGUCGCCAAAGCUUGCUGAAGCACAGAAUAACCAACCCGUACCGCAUGAUACGACAAAUGUACUCCCAUCAGUUCAGUGUGGCAGUCUGUUUUCUCAGUUUUGUGUUAAUCAGGCAGCACUCUCCUUGUGCGUUGUACACUGUGUGUUGUGGUGAACUUCAUUGUCGAUGUAACUGACUCUGAAGCACAAAUAAACUGCAAGCGUUGUUUUGAAGCACACCUCA
Messenger RNA from Salarias fasciatus (jewelled blenny), 839 nucleotides. Its product is annotated as regulator of G-protein signaling 5-like. The record is from RefSeq and is a predicted model, not a curated record. The transcript is spliced from 5 exons. NCBI's taxonomy places the organism in Eukaryota, Metazoa, Chordata, Actinopteri, Blenniiformes, Blenniidae. The coding region runs from base 149 to 634 and encodes 161 amino acids.